AUGUUUGCUCGUGUCAACCAGCUGGCAAGGCAUCUCUCUCGUCCGCGACCCAAUUACGGGCAUAUUCGCGCUGUCACGGCUGCCCGUUCGCUUUGGAUCCCGCUACACAUGACAUCAUAUACCGAGACGGCGCUGGCGAACAGCAAGAAAACGAUACAUACAGCAGCAUGUUUGAUUAUUGGCGAUGAAGUCUUGGGCGGCAAGACCGUUGACACCAAUUCGGCCUUUUUCUCAAAAUUCUGCUUCUCGAUCGGCGUUUCAUUAAAGCGUGUAGAAGUGAUUGCGGACGAUGAGAGCGAGAUUAUCGAAGCUGUAAGACGUAUGAGUGAACGGUACGACUUCGUCGUAACGAGUGGAGGAAUUGGCCCAACCCACGAUGACAUCACCUACCAAUCAAUAGCACGAGCGUUUGGCCUAAAACUGAAACUUCAUGAAGAGGCCCUGGCGCGGAUGCGCAGCCUGUCAAAGCCGCAACAGGCGCAACGGGACUUCGACUGGGACACCCCUUCACCGGCACUCACAGCGCGCCUACGCAUGGUCCAAAUACCUGUAGAUGAUGCCAUCCCGCUGAAAGACCAGGCGGUAUUCCUCGCGGAUGACCUCUGGCUGCCUGUCUCCGUUGUGAAUGGGAACGUGUAUAUCCUUCCCGGAGUCCCGACGUUGUUCGAGCGCCUGUGCAAUGCGCUUAAGCCGCUGCUGAAACCCCGCCUAGCUGAUCCGAUGGGGGAAGGCAUUCAUCGUCUCUUAUUUGCAACGCCAUUGUAUGAGAGUACGAUUGCGCCGUAUCUGACAGAACUAGCGGCUAGGGUAGGGCCGCAAGGUGUCAAAGUCGGGAGCUAUCCGCGGUGGGGCAAGAAACGGAAUACGGUGACGCUAGUUGGAAAGGAUUUGAAGUUUAUGGAGAGCCUUGUUGCUGAGGUGGAGAAGAAUGUGGAAGGACGGAGAGUGACGAGGGAAGAUGAGGAUGACCCUCCCGAAGCAGACGUUGAGGGUCAGUCCUCUAAGUAA
Molecule: messenger RNA, 1008 nt
Organism: Histoplasma mississippiense
Lineage: Eukaryota; Fungi; Ascomycota; Eurotiomycetes; Onygenales; Ajellomycetaceae
Product: molybdopterin binding domain protein
Exons: 3
Coding region: 1-1008 (335 amino acids)
Source: RefSeq, a predicted model, not a curated record